GCAAGCAUUCACUGCCACGGCAGGUCUCUUCAUCUCUGAUCUGUACUGCGGUCAGUUGCUGCUGGACAUGUCAAUUAUAUAUGAUAGGAAUCACGGAAUUCUGCACCGGUGACUGUUUUCAACAGCAGGCGAGGCGUCGGUUUAGACGAAAAAAGAAAGAACCCGAAGGUUUUAGGUGGAACUGUCUCCAAUGACAAACUUGGACCAAAGAUGAAGAAGAGUUUUGAUCAUGGUUUCAUUGCUGAACUUAUUGUGCGUCUGCUACUUCUAGGUCUGUUUCUCGUAACGGAGGAGCUGCCUCCUUUCAGACGUGAGAUCCAACCUGAGGAACUCUGGCUCUAUAGGUUCCAUCCGGUCACAAAGGACCGUGUUUCCACUCACCUCAUGUUUACUAUCACCCUUUGUACUCCAUUGGUGGUUAUCUUCUUCUUUGCCAUCUUUAAACAAGCUGAAAAGGGAGAGGUCAAAGAGGCAUCCUUGGCUGUGACUUUGACCCUGGUGUUAAAUGGAGUUUUCACUAAUGCAAUCAAGCUAGCUGUGGGCAGGCCACGACCUGAUUUCUUCUAUCGUUGUUUUCCGGAUGGCCAAAUGAACCCAGAGCUUCACUGUAGCGGUGACCCAGAUGUUGUGAUGGAAGGCAGGAAGAGCUUCCCUAGUGGACACUCUUCCUUUGCGUUUGCUGGUCUGGGCUUCACUGCCCUGUACGUGGCAGGGAAGCUGCACUGUUUUAGCCCAGUAGGCAGAGGCAAAUCCUGGAGGUUGUGUGCCUUCCUCACCCCCCUUCUUUUUGCCAUUUUGAUUGCCCUUUCUAGAACAUGUGACUACAAACAUCACUGGCAAGAUGUGUUGGUGGGAUCCCUCCUCGGUUUGGCCUUCUCCUACUUAUGUUACCGACAGCAUUACCCAGCUCUCUGUGACUCGGACUGCCACAGACCCCUCAAAAUUAGAGAGGCAGCAGUUCCUGCACAGGAACGCAAGCAAGCCAACCCAAGCUACCUCUUACCUUUGUAGGGACACUAAAUUCUGUUUUAACCCGCCCAGACCAACAACCAUAUUACUGUGUCAAAGUUUACCUUACCAGCUGACUCUGGAUAUACAGUAUAAACUUCUUGAAGCCAGUUGCUACGAUUAUGUCUAUUUUUUGUGUGUGAUGCCUAUCAACCAACGGGUAUUUCAUGUUUUUGCCUUUCUAUACAGUUGUAGACAUUCUCAAUUAAUGUUUGGUGUAUUGUCAAGCUCUUUUGAAAAUGUCUUUAAAACUUUGUAUCAUGUCAAGAUCUUUGAGGUUUAUAUGUGAAAUAAAUCAGCUAAAGACCGUAAUGUAUGUUACAACAGCUUAUAGGUCUAUUUUACGGCGUAGCAGACAUAUUUAUAGAUUACUCCAGACUAGACUGUAUGAUAAUGGAAAUCUUCCGAUAUCUUGGUCAAUAAUAAAUCUUUUUUU
Molecule: messenger RNA, 1444 nt
Organism: Xyrauchen texanus (razorback sucker)
Lineage: Eukaryota; Metazoa; Chordata; Actinopteri; Cypriniformes; Catostomidae
Product: phospholipid phosphatase 5-like
Exons: 8
Coding region: 211-1011 (266 amino acids)
Biological process (GO): phospholipid metabolic process
Molecular function (GO): phosphatidate phosphatase activity
Source: RefSeq, a predicted model, not a curated record